Rhizopus microsporus ATCC 52813 is the source of this 1796-nucleotide messenger RNA. RefSeq names its product malate synthase. The record is from RefSeq and is a predicted model, not a curated record. The coding region runs from base 58 to 1668 and encodes 536 amino acids. Lineage: Eukaryota; Fungi; Mucoromycota; Mucoromycetes; Mucorales; Rhizopodaceae. Gene Ontology annotation, biological process: glyoxylate cycle. Gene Ontology annotation, cellular component: peroxisomal matrix; cytoplasm. The transcript has 4 exons. Gene Ontology annotation, molecular function: malate synthase activity.
AUUACUUAAUUGCUUACCUUUCUUCUUCGUUUUUCUUGGCUUUGACAACAAAAAGAAAUGCUCUUAUCUACAGAUUCAAACUUAUAUGGUGUCUCUAUCUUGGCAUCGACUACAGAUGAACAAAACAGGAUCCUUUCACCUGAAGCACUCCAAUUCAUUAGCACCUUGCACCGUGAAUUUAACCCGACUCGCAAGCUUUUGCUUCAGAGAAGAGUCAUGCGUCAGAAAGAAAUUGAUCAAGGCAAACUUCCAGACUUUUUACCAGAGACAGAGCACGUUCGAAAUGACCCAAACUGGCGCGCUGCAUCUCCUGGACCAGGUCUUGAGGAUCGUCGUAUAGAAAUCACAGGGCCUGUGGACCGAAAGAUGAUCAUUAAUGCACUAAAUUCAGACGCAAAGACAUUUAUGGCAGAUUUCGAAGAUUCAAAUUCUCCUACCUGGGAAAAUUGUAUAAACGGGCAGAUAAACCUUUAUGACGCAGUUAGACGUACCAUCGCCUUUACGAACCCCGCAGGAAAACAGUAUAAGCUCAAGGACCGUACUGCAGUACUUCUUGUUAGGCCACGAGGUUGGCACAUGGAAGAAAAGCAUGUCUUAGUAGACGGUGAGCCUAUCUCUGCAUCUAUUUUUGAUUUUGGUCUCUUCUUCUUUCAUAAUGCAAAGGAACAAAUCAAGCGAGGUCAUGGCCCCUACUUUUAUUUGCCCAAGAUGGAAUCUCAUCUGGAAGCUAGACUGUGGAAUGACAUAUUUAAUAUGGCACAAGAUAUGCUUUCUAUCCCAAGAGGAACCAUUCGCGCUACUGUUUUAAUCGAGACGAUUCUGGCAGCUUUUGAAAUGGAAGAAAUUAUCUAUGAACUUCGUGAGCACUCCUCUGGCUUAAAUUGUGGUCGAUGGGACUAUAUUUUCUCAUUUAUCAAGACAUUUCGUCAUCACCCUGAAUUUGUUCUUCCGGAUCGUUUUGAAGUUUCCAUGACAGUCCCCUUUAUGAAUGCUUACGUACGCCUGCUAAUCCAAACCUGUCACAGACGCGGUGUUCAUGCGAUGGGAGGCAUGGCCGCUCAGAUACCUAUCAAGGAUGAUCCAGAGGCACAUGAAAUAGCUAUGCAAAAGGUACGUACGGAUAAACUGCGAGAAGUCAAGGCUGGGCAUGAUGGCACCUGGGUUGCGCAUCCUGGCCUUAUCCCUAUUGCUCUUGAGGUGUUUAAUGAACAUAUGCCUGGACCCCAUCAAAUUGAUGUUCGUCGACAACCGGAAAGAAUCACACAAAAGGACUUGUUGAAUGUCUCCUUCGAGGGCCGCAUUACCGAAAAGGGUUUACGCGAUAAUAUUCAGGUUGGACUUGAUUAUAUGGAGUCAUGGCUCAGAGGGGUAGGCUGUGUGCCUAUACAUCAUUUGAUGGAAGAUGCUGCAACAGCAGAAAUAUCACGUUCUCAGCUAUGGCAGUGGGCAAGGCAUAAGUGCAAGACGGCAGAAGGACAUCAAAUCACCGGGGAGUAUUGUCUUAAAAUACUUGAUGAAGAAGUGCAAGCAAUCAGACAGAGGCUGGGUCCCAAGUACUCUUCAACAAAGUAUGAACUCGCCAAGAUGGCAUUCGCUACAAAUAUAACAGGUGACCAAUAUGACGAUUUCUUGACAACAUUGCUGUAUGAUCAUAUUCUUUCCAUAUAAAAGAGUUCUAGACUGUAAACAGUGACUAUAUUGCAAUAAACUAUCGGCACUCGUCCAGGCCAAUCAGUAAAUUAGGUUGACUACUUGUUCUAUCUCCGACCAGUAUAUAAUUGAUCUGCAAUAUUAGG